This is a messenger RNA of Aedes aegypti (yellow fever mosquito), 2204 nucleotides long. RefSeq names its product probable 28S rRNA (cytosine-C(5))-methyltransferase. Bases 239 to 2143 code for a protein of 634 amino acids. Gene Ontology annotation, biological process: rRNA base methylation. The transcript is spliced from 4 exons. The record is from RefSeq and is a predicted model, not a curated record. Gene Ontology annotation, cellular component: nucleolus. Lineage: Eukaryota; Metazoa; Arthropoda; Insecta; Diptera; Culicidae. Gene Ontology annotation, molecular function: methyltransferase activity.
GACAGUUCUCACUCAUUCCAUGUUUUGGUGCGAUUCUCAUUUCCCAUGUUGGGUCAGAGUACAGUGUUCUGAAAAAUUUUGGUAGUUUUAUGCGAGAAAUAUAGUGAAUUAGCCUGAUAUUUAGUGAAACUCGUGAUCACCCUUGUAUCGAAAACAAUUCCCACAAAGUUCGUGUUUAAUACACCCUCCUACAGCAGUGCGUUUCGUUGUUCCGCGAUUCCUUCUUGCCUCAAGCACCAUGUCGGUGGAAAACGAAGAUGAUUCCAAGCAGCGAGAGCAGUUCCAGCAGCGCCGUCACAAGAUCCCCGUUCCGUCCAACUACCGGUACGCAUCGAAGAUCCUCCGCCGCGUCGUGGAGGAACGCUGCAACGUAAAAUCGUUGAUUCUGGAGGAACGGCACAUCCGCAAGGGCAAGGGUCUGGCCAUCAUGGAUCUGAUCCUGGUCCAUUUGAAACAGAUCGACGAGCUGUUGAAAAGGACCGAACUGUUGGUGAAAGAACCCCGUUUGAAUCCUUGGUUGGCCAAGGUGCUGAUCGCGGAGUUGAUCUUCGGAAGGGGAGAUUUGACCGGGGAAUCGCUUCCGGUGCAGUGCGUCAAACGGUACCAGGAGGAACUGAAGGAAGCACUGGGACAGCUGGAUGUCGCGCCGGCCAAAAUGCUGGAUUUCAAAGAACCUCGCUACGUACGCAUCAAUACCAACGUUUUGGCGCAGCCUGGUGCCAUUCGGCUCCUGCAGGAGGAAGGAUGGGUGCUGGUGGAGGAAGAGUUCGAGAAGUAUGGCGAUUUUCUGGAGCGGGUCAAGAAACUGGGCGACUCGGAGUUCAUCGUGGAUUUCCACUUCAAGGAGAUGUUGGUGUUUCCCAAUAGUGCCAAAAAUUACUGGGCUCGCGCGACGGAGCUUAAGCAGAAAUUUGUGCUGCAGAACAAGGCCUGCAUCAUCCCGACCUAUCUGCUUAACCCUCCGAAGAAGAGCGUGGUGCUGGACAUGUGUGCUGCCCCGGGUCUGAAAACUACUCAUCUGGCCAACCUAAUGAAGAACAAGGGUCGUAUUUAUGCCGUCGAGCGGGAUGCAAAUCGCUACAAGUUGCUUUGCGACUAUGCCGCCGACUUCGGUGUCAUCAAAGCGAUCAACGAUGAUUGCAUGCUGGUGGGCGAGGAUCAGGCACCGGGAGUCGAAUACAUCCUUUUGGAUCCCAGCUGUUCCGGAUCAGGAAUGGUCAGCCGGUUGAAGCUGAACGAAGAGUACGACAAGCAACGGUUGUACAGACUUGGAGGUCUACAGUACAAACUGCUUUGCCACGCAAUGAACGCUUUCCCAUCGGCGAAGCGCAUCGUCUACUCAACAUGUUCCAUUUUCCCAGAGGAAAAUGAAGAUAUUGUACAGGGAGCUCUGAAGCACAACGGCCAUUUCAAACUGGUGGACGCCAAAGAACGACUGGGCAAGGAGUGGCACAAUGUCGGUUCGACCGAUUAUCCCGGAAUCGGAGAGAAAUGUUUGUACGCCAGAUCGGAAAGUGACCUCACCAUUGGAAUGUUUGUGGCCGUUUUCGAGCGAUGCGAAGAAGAAGAGUACAACGAUGUGUACCUAGCACACGAGAAGCAAAAGGAAAGCUACGAAAAGCUCUCUAAAAUGGGACACGGCCCGGAUUUCGGCCGAGGAAAGCAGGACAAGGGCAAGAAGCGAAAGAAGACUCAAGAGAACAACUACGAGGAAUCUCAGGAUCAGCCACAGGAGAGCAAUGAUACACCUUUGGAUCAUGUGUCAGAGCCUGUGGAUGAUCCCGAGGUUGCACCGAAAAAGAAAAAGAAGGCAAAAGAUAAAACUAUCAAUGAAGUAGAUCCACCAGUUGCGUCAACAGAAAUUGCAAACGAUGACACAACCAACGAAACAAAGAAGAAAAAGAAAUCUAAGAAAGUUGCAACUGACGUUGAACAGCCAAGUGAAGAAAUCGAGCAAGAAGCGCCACAAGACGCUGGAGAGAAUAAGAAAAAGAAAAAGAAGAAGCGGAAACAUAAUGACGAAGAACCAGAAAACAAUAAUGAAGCAAACGAGGUAGAACAACAAACCGAGACGAUUGCCGAAGAGGUUUCUAAGAAAAAGAAAAAGAAGAAGAAGAAGGAUGAGCAAUGUGAAGAAGAAUGAACUGAAUUAUUCGAUUAAUGUAAGAGAAGAAUAAAUUCGAAGCAUUUUUUAUAAAAAAAUA